Messenger RNA from Kluyveromyces marxianus DMKU3-1042, 777 nucleotides. Its product is annotated as Smr domain-containing protein. The coding region runs from base 1 to 777 and encodes 258 amino acids. NCBI's taxonomy places the organism in Eukaryota, Fungi, Ascomycota, Saccharomycetes, Saccharomycetales, Saccharomycetaceae. The transcript has a single exon. The record is from RefSeq and is a predicted model, not a curated record.
AUGAGUUACGUUGGUGAUAGAGGGGCAUUGCUUUCCACGGGAAAAGACUACAAUCAUGCUACCGAUGGUGAAUAUAAGAGAUUAAGAGGGCUGGCAGACCAAGCGUUUAAGGAAAAGCAAAAACUAUCACAGCAAUCUCAACAAUGUUACAAGUCAGGUGAUAAAUCUCGAGCACACGAUUUGAGCGAAGAAGCUAAGCGGAAACUAAAAGAAGCCGAAGAUUAUAACCUCCAAGCAGCAGAAUAUGUUUUCGUGGCCAAUAACGCAGAUAGUUCGAGUAACGAAAUUGACUUACAUGGGUUGUAUGUCAAAGAAGCCAAAUGGAUUUUGCAGCGCCGAGUGGCUGCAGCUGUGAAAAAUGGCGAAACUGAAUUACAUAUUAUAGUGGGGAAAGGUCUACAUUCGGCUCAUGGUGUUGCCAAAUUGAAGCCAGCUAUCCAGGAACUUUGUGAUGAGGCUAACUUGAAUGAUCACGUUGACCCAAAGAAUGCAGGUGUUGUAGUUGUUGAUUUAAGAGGGGCUAGAAUUCCAGUGUCAUGGGAUACUACAGACUUUUCGACUUACGCACAAUCUCAAGCUAAACCAAGUAAACCGCAACAGAUUUACAGCAGCCCACAACAACCACAAUAUCAACAGAACAAUCAACAACAACCACAGUUCCAGUCCCAAUAUCACCAGCAACAGCAGCAUCAACCUCAACAGCAAUCGUUCACUGAAUCAAAACUAUUCGAACAAUUAUUAUCCCUAUUCUGCCAAUGUAUCAAGAAAAAUAUAUAG